CCGUCAAAUAAUAUUCACAGAAGGUCGAAUUCAAACUAAAUUCAAACGGUUUAUUUUUAUGUGAAUUUGUGUUUAUCCACUUAAAAACCAUAUGAGUGUACAGUGAUUAAUAACUUCAAUAGGUUAAAAUGUCUGAUUCUGUUUUCAAAACUCCGUAUGCUUCGGAUACACCGAAAUCUUACAGGAAAGUGAAUCCUAUGAAAUUCAACUCCGACAGUGAUGAGAGUGUAUCCAGUGUCCCCGAAUUUUGCCCUUCAGGGAGUUCAUCCGAUGCAAAUUUAUCUAUAAUAGCCGAAUAUGAUGAGAUUUCAAGAUUUGUUAGAACGUUGAAAUCACAAUACACAUAUCUGGAAAAAUCUUACAGUGAAUUUGUGGACAAUACCAAGGUUUUGUAUCAAAGUUUCCAAACAUCAAGAGAAGAAUGUAUGAGACUACAAGAAAGGCUUGAUGCAAUGACUCGAGAGAACAGUGAUUUAGAAGGAAAGCUAGCUCUGGCUAGGAAAUUCCUAGAUAAAGAGAAAAGAAAUACUAAAUCUGCAGAAAAAGAAAGGGAUAUUUUGGAAAUGCAAAUAGCCCAAAUGAAAGAGUUUCUUAUUAGCAAUAAAGAAGCUCGUAGAAUUAUACCCGAGGACACAUUGGGCAAAUUGGCCUUUUUAGAGACAGAUCGAAUUGAUCAGGAACAGGCCCCACACUUGAGUUGUAUACCUGAAAUCAACUCAACAGGUUCCAUCUUGUCAGACUUCAGCUAUUCUAAAUCUGAAGAUGAUUUAGACUCAUCCAAAAUCCUAGGUGGGAAGGUAUGGAAAAAAGCUCGACCAAGUGUUGACUUAAUUUCAGAUCAACCAGCCCCCAAAAAACGUAGAUCGUCUGGACAUAAAGUAGUGGAGAUAAGCACAAAUGAUACUGUUAGGGCUACUACUACCUUAAUGAUGCCUAAGCAUGGCCCAAUUACUGCCACUUCUGUGAUUGAAGCUGUACCUAGUGCUUCUGCACACCACAAUGCUUAUGCGCCAUCUGCCCCUCCACCAGAGACUACUCCUCACAGGGUUGGGUCUCAUCCUCAACCAAUUGUUCCUAGCGAUAUGAUAUUCCAAUCGUGGAACAGGAAAGAAGGCCCUCCGAAACCUAAUAGACUGAAUUUGGAAAAGGAAAAAUACGAAACAGAAAAUAGUUCAAACAACAAUCAAGUUCAUGGCCAUAAACAACAUGUCUUCCAGAAAAGAACUGUUGUAUUGCCAGACAACUGUGGAUUUUGUCAGUCGAGGUUACGAUUUGGAAGAUUGGCCUGGAAAUGUAAAGACUGCAAAAAUACUUGCCAUGUGGAAUGUAGGGAUAAGUUGGGACUUCCGUGUAUUCCAGUGAUCAAUACCCCAAAUCAGGCGAAUGGAUUGAGUGUUAUUGCUGACUAUACUGGUACGACUCCACCUAUGGUGCCACCACUAAUAAUACAUUGCGUUAAUGAGAUAGAACUUAGGGAUUCUAAUGAAGUUGGUCUGUAUAGGGUAUCAGGUUCAGAGAAGGACGUAAAAACACUGAAGGAAAGAUUUUUGAGAGGUAAAGCUGCACCAUGCUUAAAUGAUAUUGAUGUGCAUGUCCUGUGCGGUGUUAUCAAAGAUUUCCUCAGAUCCUUGCAAGAACCAUUAAUAACUAAGGCUUUGUGGAAUGACUUCGCAUCAGCCUGCAAUGAAAACGAUGUUGAGAAGAUGAAAGCCAAAAUUUCUGAACUUCCCCAACCAAAUCGGGACACGUUGGCCUACAUGAUGCUCCAUCUGCAAAGAAUUUCACAGAAGAAAGAAAUUAAGAUGCCUGCUGAAAAUCUGGCUAUUGUUUUUGGCCCAACUAUUGUAGGUUUCUCCUCGGACGAUAUAGAUGACAAAAAUAAUAGGCACAAUUUCUUAUAUGAGGCAAAGCAACAAGCAAGUGUUCUGAAGUUUUUGAUUGGACUUCCAUCAUCUUUCUGGGAAAUGUUCAUAACCAUUACUCCUAGUUAUGGUCCUUCAAGAUUGCAGCAAACUCCAAGCACAGAUUCCUUGUUGGUGAGGAAUGGUAAAACACCAAAAUUGGCCCAUGGAACUCCGAAGAAAAAAAGAUUCUUCCCCACUCCACCAGAUAAUAGAUAUUAGGCAUAUCUCUUUUAUUUUUAUGAUCUUGUAGGAUUAAAAUGUAUUGAUAUAGAAUUAAGUUUCAUUAAUUAUAUUCUACAUAUAUUUCAGUUCUUCCUGUUAAGUACUUAAUUUGUUGAGUAAUUUUAAUUAAUAUAUGAUUAUGUAGGGCAUGAUCUGCUUCUACAUGUUUUACUCAAGCUUUGGAUAUUCUGCAAUUCAGAAUGAAGUGAUUUUUCUAAUCAUUAACACAUUGGAGAAAAAUUUUCAUUUUUAAUCGAAUUAUGUCUAUAAAAUUACCAAAAAUUUCAAUUGAAUGAAAAAUGUUGGAGGGAACAAUAAAACUUUUUAUUAA
Harmonia axyridis is the source of this 2457-nucleotide messenger RNA. RefSeq names its product rac GTPase-activating protein 1 (gene tum). The record is from RefSeq and is a predicted model, not a curated record. NCBI's taxonomy places the organism in Eukaryota, Metazoa, Arthropoda, Insecta, Coleoptera, Coccinellidae. Bases 129 to 2123 code for a protein of 664 amino acids. Gene Ontology annotation, biological process: signal transduction. The transcript is spliced from 10 exons.